CAACAACAACACUCAUCCAAAAUAAAACCAAAAGAAAUUAUAGAAAAAAAAAACAUAAGAAAGAAUUAACGAUAAACAAGCAUAAUGAGACGAAAAACAAAACAUGAUUCUCUGACAAAUAAUGAAGGCCAGUAUUGAAUAAAUUGGCAUUUAGUAUUCAAAUAUCAAUUACUUGGUUACCAAACGUACAAGCAGCUACAUCCUCUUUUACUCCAGCACAAUGUUUAAAUUUUUGAUCGUUUUAUUUUUAGCUGUAGUAGCUUAUACCUCCGCUAAGCCUCAUUUAUUAACUACCGGAGUAAACUAUGCUGCUGCUCCCGCUUUAGUGACUCCUGUUGUAGCAACAGCUGCUGUUCACCAUCCUGUUGUAGCUGCUACUGCUGUACACACGCCCGUCUUUGCCGCUCCCGCUUUUGCCGCACAGGCCUAUUAUCCUCACUAUGCUGCUGCUUCUUAUGCCACUUAUCCCUCGUAUGCUGUCUAUCCUCAUUUGGGCGGUGCCGCCUAUUACGUAAGACAACCUUGCCAAACUCAAAGAGACAAUUUGACUUUACAAAAAGAUAGUUUGUCUGUCCAUAAGGAAAAUAAGGCUGAGUCCGCGUAAAUAAGCUGUAAUUUGGAUUAUCGGUUAUACGCACUAUGAGAAGAAAUUUGAUUAUAAUGAUUAUUUUAAAAAAUAAUACUUUUGUAAAACGAGUUUUAAAUUUGUAAUAUUUAAAUGGAAAUUAAAA
Lucilia sericata (common green bottle fly) is the source of this 731-nucleotide messenger RNA. RefSeq lists its product as uncharacterized. Lineage: Eukaryota; Metazoa; Arthropoda; Insecta; Diptera; Calliphoridae. The record is from RefSeq and is a predicted model, not a curated record. Bases 221 to 604 code for a protein of 127 amino acids. The transcript has 3 exons.